Molecule: messenger RNA, 3539 nt
Organism: Mustela erminea (ermine)
Lineage: Eukaryota; Metazoa; Chordata; Mammalia; Carnivora; Mustelidae
Gene: ACOX3
Product: acyl-CoA oxidase 3, pristanoyl
Exons: 14
Coding region: 187-2121 (644 amino acids)
Biological process (GO): fatty acid beta-oxidation using acyl-CoA oxidase; lipid homeostasis
Cellular component (GO): peroxisome
Molecular function (GO): pristanoyl-CoA oxidase activity; FAD binding; fatty acid binding
Source: RefSeq, a predicted model, not a curated record
GACGUUGACGUGCGGACGGUGGCCGGGAGGCGUGUGGCGCUGUCAGCCCGCCUAUCGGGGCGGUGCUCGCCUUUGGAUGUCUGUCACGCCCCAGAGGACAUUCGUCGGGCGCUUGCUGUGUGCGCUGGACGGUGUGGGGACCCAGCGACCAGGGGGGACGGCGAAAUUCAAGGCUGAUACCCCAAGAUGGCGCCCCCAUCAGAAGGUGGCGCUGACGCCUUGCUGCCAGAUCUCCCCAAGGGGCCCCUGCAGGCCUACCGCUCCCGCGCCUCCUUCUGCUGGAAGGAGCUGGCGCUGUUCCUGGAAGGCGAGGAUGUGCUGCGUCUGAAGUGGGGCACUCCCCGUCUCCUGCAUUUCCAGAAGACCAUCUUCUCGACUUUGGAGAAUGACCCGCUCUUUGCUCAUUCGGGGGAAGAGCUGUGUCUGGAGAAGUGCCGGGAGCUGAACUUCCUCCGUUGCCAGCGCCUCUUGGAGCUUAGCUUCCUCUCCAUGGAAGACAUGGUGGCGAGCCCCCUGUUGGUCCAGACGCUCAUCGCCUGUCUGGGCAUGUAUGACUGGUCCCUGGGCAUCAAGUUCUUGCUGCACAUGCUGACUUUUGGAUCAGCGAUUUACAGCUCUGGUUCUGAAAGACAUUUAAAAUACCUUCCAAAGAUUUUCAACAUGGAGAUUUUCGGCUGCUUUGCGGUGACCGAGCUCAGUCAUGGCAGUAAUGCCAAGGCCGUCCGAACAACAGCUCACUAUGACCCCACAACUGAGGAAUUCAUCAUACACACCCCUGACUUUGAAGCUGCCAAAUUCUGGGUUGGCAACAUGGGCAAGACGGCGACACACGCCGUGGUGUUCGCUCAGCUGUACACGCCGGGGGGCCAGUGCCACGGCCUGCAUUCCUUCGUGGUGCAGAUUCGGGACCCCAAGACUCUUCUUCCCAUGCCGGGGGUGAUGGUUGGCGACAUGGGGAAGAAGCUGGGGCUGAACGGUGUGGACAAUGGAUUUGCCAUGUUCCACAAAGUUCGAAUUCCUCGCCAAGACCUCCUGAACCGGACUGGAGACGUCACCCCUGAGGGUACCUAUGUCACCCCCUUUAAGGACGACAAACAGCGUUUCGGGGCGUCCCUGGGCACCUUGUCCUUCGGCCGGGUCACCAUCGUGGGCAUGUCCAUUGUGAACUUAAAGUUGGCUGUCUCCAUCGCGCUCCGUUUCUCAGCUACCCGCUGUCAGUUUGGGCCCACAGAUGGGGAGGAAGUCCCGGUGCUCGAGUAUCAGAUGCAGCAGUGGCGCUUGCUUCCCUAUCUGGCCGCCAUCUACGCCUUGGACCACUUCUCGAAAUUGCUCUUCCUGGACCUGGCAGAGCUGCAGCAAGGCCUCGUGGGGACUGACCACGGUGCCAGGCAGGCAGAGCUCGGACGUGAGAUCCACGCCUUGGCGUCGGCGGGCAAGCCGCUGGCCUCAUGGACCGCCCAGCGGGGAAUUCAGGAAUGCCGGGAGGCAUGUGGAGGACAUGGCUAUCUGGCCGUGAACCGGCUGGGUGACCUCCGGAAUGACAAUGACCCUAACUGCACGUACGAAGGGGACAACAACGUCCUGCUACAGCAGACCAGCAGCUACCUGCUCAGCCUGCUGGCUCGCCACAUCCAAGAUGGUGCUCGCAUCGAGAGCCCUCUGAGGACAGUGGACUUUCUGGAAGCCUACCCCGAUAUCCUUGGUCGGAGGUUCACAUGCCUGAGCGUCGACAGCUGCUUGGACUCUGCAGAACAAACAAACCAUCUGGCAGCUCCUGGCCACGCGGGGUGCUCUGCUCUGGCGCCUCCCUCGUGGACACUGUGCACGCGGACUCCAUCUGUGCAGUGGCCACAGGACACAGGCCAGGCUGCGUCAUCUAUUUUUCCUGUGAGUGCCCUGGUUUUUGUAAGAUCCAACAAAGUGAAAACAUCUUCUGGAGGGAAAAAAAAUGGAAUAAGAACUCCAGCAGUGCAAGUGACACUGAAUGCUGACGUCACUGUCCACACAAACGAAGGAACUGGUGGCACGGGACUGGCCCCUCGUCUCUGGGGCCUGGGGUCCUCCGAGCCCAUGUGUCAGCCCUGGCCUCUACCCAUGGGAUCUGCCAUAAGGACGAUGUGAAAUCUUUACAAGCCUCGCACUCUGUGGGACCAGAGAUGGCAGCUCUCAGUACCGCGCAUAGCCUGUUGGGAAGGUCUGAGGGUUUUCAUUCAGGGGACAAGUCGUUUAUCUGGGGAGGGAGCGGGGGGGGGCAUGGUCCCUGUCUUUGGCUAUCUCUGGGUUUCUUUCAAUUCUCACUCAGGCGUGCGUGCUGAGGAUGGGCCUCACAGAUGUUCCUGUGUGUUUGAGAUCCAUACUGUCACUUGGCAACAUGAGGCCCGUUUGUUUUCCUCAAGUUGGCUGAUUUGCAAAAACAGUCAACGAUUGUGGUUCACCAUGUGUGGUGCUGACAGCUAUGUGCGUGUACAGGGUAGUGGGCUCAAGUCGCAUCCUGUUCCCUGGGGAACUUAGGCUCUGAAGUCGGCAUGACCUAGGGCUCGAUAGUGAACCUUUCUGAGCCUCAGUUUCCCCUGUAGUACAUGGAGGUGGGGAUGUGGUCAGCCCCAUGUGGAGCCUAGUAGGGCCUGGGCUGUGGUUCACUCUUGCCAGGGGCUGGCUGCCAGGUACCAGAGGCUGGCCGCCAGGUGCUAAGGGGGCCACCACUCUGAGCACCCCCGCAGGCACGACACACACAGGGAGAGCUUAGCUGUUUCCCUGGCAGUCAGCUCCGUGGCAGGUCUUGCACCUUUGGAGGAGGUUGUGUGGGGACAUCUAGCCACACAGGAGUGUGAGGGUGUGGGAACACAGACAGACAGCAGGCAACACCCAGACCUGGGCCGUGCCAGCCAGGGAGCUGGGGCCAGUCAUCCCCGCCUUGCCUUUUGGGCACACCAAGGUUGAAGAGCUCUGCUUUAGAGGGGGAGAUCAGCCAGGAAAUGGGCCCCGGGUGGAGGCAGCCUGGGAAGAAGAGGGGCAGGGUGGAAGGCCGGGGAGGUGGUCGGAGGGGGCUGGCCAGCCUUGAGGGGCUCCCUGAAGCACCUGGGCAGCAGGGUGAAGAGGUGGGAGGACGCUGUGAGUUCAGGUGUCAUUUGUGGAGUCUGGUGCCCUGUGGACAUGGAUGAGGCCCAGGAACCCCAGGACUGGGAGGUGGGGCAGGAGCGGCAGGUCUAGGGACCACUGGAAUGCUAUGGCAGUGACCCCUGUGGGGCAUGUGGGAAUCCAUAGUGACACUGAGGGGGCGCACCAUGUCCCAGCAGACGAACACGUGAGCACCAGCCGGAACCAGCAACUCUCCCAAACAAGGCACUCUCCCCAAAGCUGGCUCUGCUGCCCCCUGGCCUCUGGGUACCGCAAUAGUGUAGAACAUGGGGUGCCUUCCGGGUGCCUCCAUGUCUGUGUCUCACAGGCUCUUCCCCAAAAUGGCCCCGUGCUCUCGAGCUGCCCGUCCUGGGGGAGUGCUCGCGGGCCGCGGGUGCUUCAUUGUUACUGUCAUUUUUGUU